CAGUACAGGUACGGUAACCGCGUUUGCUCAAAUUUUUUGGAGGGAUGCGCCAUGUCGAUGCCGUCGCUCCAUGGCAUCCAACCACAAACAAACCCCCAUGGACAACAGCAUCUGCUACCGUAAUAUAAGGCACCAUGGCUCGGACCAAGCAUAGCCUCCCUGCCCGACGCAAGUUUUUGGAGGCAUCGUUGCCCAAAGCGGAGAAUGGCGAAGAGGCAGAAGAAGCAGUUCCGACGGUGCACUUGACCCGUUGGGUGCUAAUCUUUCUUGGCAUUGUGAUUGGAGGUGCAUUUGCAUUAUUUACCCGCGACGGCACUACAUCGAUUCUAGUGGGAAAUCUUGGCGGCACGGUCAAGACCAAAGGUAGCAACGUGACCAACACCAACCAAACGAAAAAGCCAAUCGACAUUUUGGCAUUACCGCUGCCAUCUAUAGAGCCCUUUGAUAUGAGCCAGUAUGAAGCCAUUCAUCUGUGGCACCUUCGAAAAGCCGGUGGGACCACCCUUCGAAUCUAUUUUGAGAAUAUUGCCAAACACCACAACGUCUCCUUCAAAGUGGAAGAAGGCUAUUGCUACCGAGGAAUUCUGGAAGAAAGAACGCUGGUGGUGACCAUGCUCAAGGAUCCCGUGGCCAGGAUUGUAUCCGAAUAUUGGGGCGAAGGAAGCAUCAACUUGACAAAUCCCGAUACCAGUUUCAUGGAUUGGGUAGAGUUCAUCAACACAACGGCUCCACCUAAGCUGAUUGGACAAGAUCAUUGGUUUUCCUGGUCGUGUGUACAAAAUUGCAUGGCCCGCCUGUUUGGCAACCACUUUCCCGCCAAUCUCACAAAAGCCAAACAUGCACUGGAACACGAUUUUGAUCUCAUUGUCCAAAGCAACCGCAUGAGUGAUCCCAAUUAUACCACAUGGUUGAGCCAUGUAUUGGGAGCUCCAGAGGUCAAAAUGCCGCAUAGAGGUCAUUCCGACAAGAAGUACAAACAGGAAAAUCAGGUUGCGGCUCCGAAGGAAGAAGAUCUACAAGUGAUCAGAAAACACAAUCAACUGGAUUAUGACUUGUUGGAGUAUCUCCUUGAAAAACGAAAGGAUCUUGUGGGUGUGUUGUGACACCCAUUAAGAAUCAAGGGUGACAACCCCAAGAGAAGCUGGUUUCAGCUUUCUUUCCAUGGCUUGAAAGACCCCGUUUGGAUGGUACCAUGUGGUGUUUCAGCCAAAGUACCGAAUGUUGCAGAUUUGAAUCCAUCGUGGUCGUUACCAACGACAAAACCAAGUUACAAUCAACAUCUCGGCAGGAUUGGAUUUGUGCUACCGUACGGACUCAGUCCAAGCUCAUUCAAGUAGAACCAAUUUUUCUUGCCUCGGAAUGGAUUUGAUGGGGGCUAUUUAUUUGGUUUCAGAUUGAAUGAAUCCAAUGAUUCAUUCAUUCCGUUGCAGGCAUAAAUAAAUUCGAUUGGUUAGCUAGCU
This is a messenger RNA of Seminavis robusta, 1460 nucleotides long. NCBI's taxonomy places the organism in Eukaryota, Bacillariophyta, Bacillariophyceae, Naviculales, Naviculaceae. The record is from the annotation of a GenBank genome assembly.